UGGGCUGGUGCUCUGCCUUAGCCGCUCACCUUUGCGUUAUCGUCUCAUUGUUUCUAUCAGCCUACUCACCAUGAGAUCCUCCAGUACUCGUGUUAUUCACCAAAAUCUGGUCGACUUAGAUAUGGACGGCCUGGAUGUCAAGUUGAUCAGCUUAUCUGAUGUCAACAAGGACCCUAAAGACUUGGAUACCAUCGUUGGUCGCAACGAAGGCCGUGCGCUUGGCCUUUCUGCCGCAUACUCACCCUUCGGUGGUCUCCGCCUACUUGCUGUCGCUGACGCCACAACUGUGGUGAUCAUCGAUUUCGAGUCGGAUAUCAGCAAGGACAACGGGCGCGUUAGUCCGCCUAACGAUCUCAGCGCGGCGCCGUCCAAUUAUCUGCGCGACCUCGUUCUCCAACGCUCCACUGGUCACGUAUAUGCCUUCGAUAUGGCUCCGUUGGCCCUGUCGCUCUGGCAAAGCCAUGGUCUCCGUAUCCAGCAGGCAGUCGACGUGCAGUGCGUCGGAUCUCCCAAUUCCCGCGCCCCCUUCAGUACCAUCAAAUUUGCUGUCGGUGACACGGCUCGCGUAUUCAAAGAUAAUGUUGUACGAGCUUUCAAUGACUACAUAUUCCAUGUACCGGACGACCCGGCGAGCAGCCAAACGACAACACCACUCGCUCAACGGGCAUGGGUGACGCACUUCAUCUCGCAGCUCAGUUCAAUGGAAGGUAGGCUCGCCGAUGUGCCUCCGAUUAACAUGGCAAGGUUCUCAGAUACACUCCUUCGAUUCCUGGCGAAGAGUACGAUAGACGCCUUUCGGCUUGAAGAGCAAAGGCCACGUGAAACUACUCGUACCGUGAUGGCAACCUCUUCCAGAGGCCGGGGAGAAGUGACCGCAAGAGUCGAUCGAUACCAAAAUAGAAUUCGUGUAGGUAAUCAGCAGCAAAUUCGUAUUCAUGUCCCUCCUACACACACUGUGGGGGGCUAUGCAAUCUCUGCAAGCAUUGCUGCAGCUCGUGGUGAGGGUGCUAGGUUGAGGACUGAGGGGUCCCUUGGUGCUGGUAGGCAGACUGCUGCCAUUACCCUUGUUGGCAGGGAGGACCCCACUGCUGCAGAGGUCAAGAGGGCUCAGAUUAUUCUCUUCAUCCUGCAAGGGAAAAUUUCUACAGAGGGUGAAAGUCUCAAUCCUUGGGUUCAUCAGAUUUACCUUGACCCCAGUGAUGACUUCACAUGGCCAGCUGAAUGGGCCAGUGCCUUGUCCCCUGUCAAGUUCAACCCAGCCAACACAUCAUACCCUCUCAAUUCUUCCCAGGUAAAGGCAGUGAGGAGGAUGCUUGAUGAAUCCAAUGAUUAUAGGGCUACCAUUAUUCAGGGUCCUCCAGGCACUGGGAAAACCACAGUUAUUGCUGCCUUUGUUCAGGCUGCUGUGAGGGCAGGGAGAAGGGGUAUCUGGCUGAUAGCCCAGUCCAACAUUGCUGUGAAAAAUAUUGCUGAGAAGUUGGCUAAGUUUGGUCUGGGAAACUGGAAACUUCUAGUGUCAGCUGACUUUUUUGAAUUUUGGCAUGAACACCUUUAUGCCAAUAUUCGUGCCAACAUUAUUGUCAGUGAUGAAUUUGCAGAUAAGAGUGCUCUUUGUGGACAGUUAGCUGGUUGCCCAGUUGUGCUGUGCACACUGAGCAUGCUCUCCAGUAAUGCCCUUCACUACUCUGGAGUUUUUAGGGUGGUCCAACUCCAGACUGUUGUGGUUGAUGAAGCAUCUCAGAUUGAGGUUGGCAGCUACAUCCCCCUGUUUACAACUACCACCACCAUCAGAAAGGUUAUCUUCAUUGGGGAUGACAAACAAUUGCCACCCCAUGGCCAGGAGCAAAUUACUGCAUUGCAGAGUAUUUUUGAAGUGGAGCAUUUGAAAAAACAUAGGAUUUUGCUUGAUACACAGUGUAUGUAUUUUUAUUCUUUUUCUGAUCAGUUAUAUGACUACUGUACAGAUCGCAUGCCACCUCAAAUUGGAGAUUUUAUUUCUGAGGCUGUUUAUGAAGACCUUCUCAAGUCUAAUGGAGUACACCCUCUGGCUGAUACUGAUCUUCCAACCUGCCAUUUUGUAAAUGUACCUGGGGAGCAACUGUCUCAAGGAACCAGUUGGAAGAAUCUCAAAGAAUGCCAAGCAAUUCUUAAGCUGGCUCAAAUCUUUCAGAAUCAGGGGAAGAGAUUCAAGAUCAUUACACCUUAUGAUAGUCAAAGGACAUUGAUUGAGAAUGAACUCAAAAGUGCUGAGAUGCAAUGGGAGGACAAGUGUUUUAAUGUUGAUUCCUUCCAAGGAAAUGAAGAAGACUAUAUCAUCAUUUCCCUUGUUCGUUCUUGGGGGCUAGGGUUCCUUGAAGAUCUUCGAAGAACCAAUGUAAUGCUUACAAGAUGCAAAAGAGGAAUGGUGAUUUUCACAGGCAAGGAGUUUAUGAGAAAGUAUGGGAAAGAGAGUUUGGUGGGCCAGUUACAUGGUUAUUAUGAGGAAGCCUGGACUGAAAUCCAGGAGAUGGGGAACACUACCUUCAUCUGAUAGGUUGAAACAGGUGGGUAAUUGGAUUUCAAGAAAUGUACUUGCUUUCCUUGCUUUGUUAUGUUCUAUGCUACCCUGCUGUUGACAUGUUAGUUGUAUGCUUUUCUGUUUGCUAUGCUCUGUGCUAUCUUGUUGGCUGUCUUCCAUGUAUCAUACUAUACUAGAAAAGAAAAAGAAAAAAGCAAAAGGGGUG
Pisolithus orientalis is the source of this 2723-nucleotide messenger RNA. RefSeq names its product P-loop containing nucleoside triphosphate hydrolase protein. Lineage: Eukaryota; Fungi; Basidiomycota; Agaricomycetes; Boletales; Pisolithaceae. The coding region runs from base 71 to 2530 and encodes 819 amino acids. The record is from RefSeq and is a predicted model, not a curated record. The transcript is spliced from 7 exons.